Messenger RNA from Seminavis robusta, 4403 nucleotides. NCBI's taxonomy places the organism in Eukaryota, Bacillariophyta, Bacillariophyceae, Naviculales, Naviculaceae. The record is from the annotation of a GenBank genome assembly.
CUCUGGCGCCACAUACCAUGCAGAGCUCCAUGCAGUCACAUAUCGACGGCCACCACCCACCGCCAAUCGAUGGAAGAGAGACCACUACAUGUACUAACACUUUCAUGGAUGGAUGAUCAUCCACCAUGGCGCCUUCGAAUAAUGUAACCGUAAGUCAAGAGUCUGGUACUUCCAAUAUCCGCUACAGCAAGGAUGGUAGUCGAAGACAAGGGCGCUUGCUUUCCCUCAUGGGAGCAUCCAAUCGAAUCUCCGAAGAGUCGACCGGUAUUGACACGUACAUGUAUCUCAAUAUUGCUACCUUUUUGGCAUUCAAGCAUGUCCAACAACGAAAUGGAACUGUGAUUUCGUCAUUGCCCGAUCGAUUGGCGGGUUGUGAUUUUGAUUGGACCUUUCAAACCCGGGAUACUCAGUUCUCUGGCAGGAAGGGCGUGGAAGGGUUACUUGCCUCCACGACGACGGACUCAUCGACCAAUGAUGGGCAAUUCCCCUUUUGCAUUGUGGGCGCUAUUUAUUCCAGUGUCAGUUACCCCAUUGCCAUGUUGGGUCAAGGAUACGAACUGCCACAAAUCAGUGGCUCUGCUACCAGCUCCCAACUCGAACAUGCUCCCCUGUUUAGUAGGACCAUCCCCACCAACGAUGCCGAGGCGGAGGCAGUCAUGCUCUAUUACCAAUCCAUCGGAGUCACGCACGUGGCAUGUCUCUACAUUAAAGAUGCCUGGGGAAAUUCCUAUGCCACGGGCCUGCAAAAUGCCGCGCACACACUGGGCAUUGUCUAUGCCGGCUUUGCCUAUGACGAUGGAAAUCGAGCCGGCAUUCAAUCCGCGUUGAAGAAAAUGAAAGAAUCUGGAGUGCGACACAUUUUCGCCAUUAUGUUCACGUGGGCACCGGUGGUGGAAGUCGCUCUGGAUUUUGAAAUGAUUGGUAAUCCCGACUAUUCUUGGAUUGGUGCCGAAAUGAUCGACUGGACGUCCGGGUCUUUGGAGUUUGAUAGGCACGACCCAAAGCAACUUCAAAUGGCACACGCGUUGCGGGGAACAGGAUCCAUUCUGUUGCACGGUGGAGAGCAAAGUGUAUUUGAAGAUGUCAUGGUGGAAUUUGCCAACAGCCCGGCACUGCAGCGAGAAUACAUACAGUCAUAUCCACCAGAAGAACGACACAUUUACAACAAUUACACCUUCUUGUCGGGCGUCAAAGAUUACUUCUUCCAGCGGGCAUUUUAUGAUGCGACCUAUGGCCUUGCCAUUGCUGCUUGCCAAACACCAGGACUGUUCACUGGCACGGAGCUUUACAAUGCCCUCAUCAACCUUGAUUAUGAGGGGGUGACGGGAAGGAUUCAAUUCGACAAAAGCACUGGGACCCGUAAACCGGACUCUGUCACAGUAAGGAUCGACAAUGUGUUUUGGAGUGACGACAAUUCCGAUGAUACCUUUAUCCGGCUGGACAGCACCUUGGCUGUCACCAUCACGCAAGGACAAGUCAGCCAUCUCAUUCCAUGGCAAUAUUACGACAAUACCACCCGUGUGCCUCUGUCCCUUCCGGCUCUGGACCACGAUUACAAUUUGAUCCCUUUGGGAGUGCAGGUGAUAGGGUGGUUCUUUGGAGGCGCUGUGGUAUUCCUGAGUUUGGUGCUUGUUGGCUGGACGUCGUACAACCGAAAACUAUUUGUUGUCAAAGCGGGGCAGCCAAUGUUCUUGUCACAGCUUUGUGUUGGGACCAUGAUUAUGGCAUUGGCAGUGAUACCAAUGAGCAUGCAAGGAAUUGAAGAAAGCUCUCGUCUGGACUUGGCUUGCAUGGCAGCUCCUUGGCUCAUCUUCUUGGGGUUUGUGAUUGCCUUUUCAGCAUUGUUCAGUAAGACCUGGAGGCUCAACAAACUAAUGAACUCUGGGAUGUCUAUGCGGAGAAUUCAAGUUAAGCCGAAGGAUGUGAUCUGGCCAUUUGUAACUCUCAUGACAAUUAACGUUGGCAUGCUGCUGGGAUGGAGUAUUGUUUCUCCACUCAAGUAUGUUCGUGUUGAAUCCUUGGGCAAUGUGGACGAGUACGGUAGAAUUAUGGAGUCCCAUGGCCGAUGCAAGAGUCAAGACAGCAAGUACCUUUGGUUCCUGGUCCCAAUCUUGUUUUUUGACUUUGUUGGUGUGGCCACUGCAAGUUAUCAGAGCUAUGUUGCUCGCAACUUACCCACAACACUGUCAGAGUCGUCCUAUUUGGCCCUGGGGGUGGCCAGCUUGAUGGAAACAUUGCUGCUCGGAGGACCAAUCUACUUCAUGGUAAUGGACAACCCCACUGCUUCCUACUUGGUUGGCUCUGUACUGCUGUGUGUCAUCAAUAUGACAAUCCUUCUGCCAAUUUUCCUUCCAAAGUAUCUCAACCGAGGAAUGACUCCUCAAACCGGGAGGUCGAUGGGAUCUGCUGUUGCAGGGAGCCGUGCCAUGUCACAAGAAAGCCGGCAACUCUCAAGCCGGCAACUCUCGUCUGAGAACAUGAACUUGUCGUCCAAACGGGGUUUCAUGUAUAUUUCAAGAACCCCAUCAUCGAGACCGGCAAACGGCAGGCUUUCUACAAACAGCAGGUUUUCUAGUCACAGCAGGCUUUCUACUCGAAGCACCGAAAUGCAAAGUGUGCACGACAGAAGACUGUCGUCGAGGCAACAUCUCUCGACGGGACUGUCCUCUCGAGAGAUUUCGAGCACUCAUCUUCACACUCAGCCAGAGGAAUGAACCCCGCUGUGUGUCAAACAACAGAUUGAUGCUAAAGGAACGAGAUGUUUAUCAUUUGAUGCGUUUUACAGAUGUAUAUGCAUUUGGGGAUACUACGCAGCUAUCUUCCAGCCCCGCGAAUGCUGUUGAAUGUAGCUGCAAGUGUUUCGCUGAACCCCAGCUCCUUUCGUUCCUUCCGUUUCGUCAAAAUCCGGUGAAUCUCGUCUGCCACGACGUACGCCUCAAAGAGGGCUUCGCCAGAAAGUUCGUGCCACAGCGCAUGGGGGCUGUCCCUCCGGCAAAAGCUGGCUCCUGGGUAGAGCUCCUUUAGUCUAUCCGUUUCAGGGGCUUUGGUCAGCUCCGAGAUAAUGUAGUCCACAAUCGGGCUGGAGAACUGUCCUAGUAGAGUCAAAUUCAGAGUGUCUCCGUAGAGCUGAUCACACGCAAAACCCGUUUCCACAAAAAGAACAGACCAGAUAAAUGCAAGGGCUGCUCCAAAAGUUUUGAAGAAGAGCGGUAGUCCCCUCCAUGGCGACAGCGAGGGGCGGCAAUGUCAACGAUGAGGCACUCACAAAUCUCCAUCGAUAUACUUACGGAACAAGCAAAGGCAAAGAAUGCCAGCGUGGUGUCUAAAAACCGUGGGGGGACUCGUGUAUGAAACUGUUCCUCCAAGUAAUCCAGCCAUUGUGAAGGUUGUCGUCUCAAAGGCAUGUAUGCCAUGUCAUCAACAAUUUCAACAAUGUUGGACGGGGAAUAAGGAAUGUCACUGGCAGCGAGGAACACAGAAGAGGACGUUUCUAUGCCCUUGAUGGCGAUUUGGUACAAAUUGCUGCAAAGCAUGCUGUGUACGUAGGGACAAUCAGUACGAGUGGAGUCUUGGGUGAAUUUUCUUCACGAUGCACUUUUUGCUGGACUUACUCGACUGUAAUGUCAUCAUAUUCACCUCCCGCUGUUGUCUGGGUACCAUGAAACCACGAAGACGCCGACGUGAUUGCCACCAUGGACUUCAUGAGAGCUGCCUGUUCUGCCUCCGAUAUGAACCAAUGCUCAUAAUCACAUAUCCGAAUGGCAGAGCUGUAGUACGCCACGUUGGAAGCAUAGUUGCACUUCUCUUGUAUCUGAUAAGUUCGAAAUCCAGAGCCCAUAAUGGCCGUCUUGUUCUGUACGCUUUCGUGGUACCUACCACCCCCACCCCAAGGAUCAUCGAUGCCCGCACCCCCAACGAGCCAGGCAUUGUAAAAGGCCGCAAAGGAGGCAUCUUGAGCCAAAAUGAGGUCAGUAUCAUUCCACUUGUGAAAGCACUGCAAGAGUCGAUCCCAGCGUUGCGAUGGAUAGUUCUUGCCUUCAAAAUACUGCGAAAUGUCAUCCAACAUGAUCCUGGUUUCGUGGAUUGCCCCUGACGGCGGGAUCAACAAUGACAAAGCAUUGAUCAAAAGCAAUGGAAAAUAGCGUCUCCUGGUCAUUUUGGCUUGUGUGGUAUUUGUUGUGAGGGUAUUGUAUUGAGGCUUUCGACGACGUUCGAAGCAGAGGGGAUUUCGAGACGACGACGACGACGAGCUGUUGGUUGACAUACAACGGCACGCACCUAAGGACCCAACGGAUGCUUGUUUCCAUCGCGCAGCUGUGCUGGGCGAGCUUUGAAUCGAAUCGAAUGAAUGAAUGUCCCCAUCCUCAUCUUUGCUCUCUCUAAUCCAUAGUAAACCCGAUUUU